AUUCUACUGUUGAAGCCUCUGUUCUGCUGCCCGUAAGAGAUUAAUUACGGUGACCGGAGAUUAUCACACGAUUCUGUGUGUGGUUCUCCGUACUCCGCAAUUACCUCCAACACAUUGGGAGCAACCGCACUCUAGCGCGGUGGGGCGAACAGACUUCCUACGAGCCUCAACUCUGGACGUCGCUCAUAUAAAUAAACCCAUCGCCUCCACAAAAGUAGACUGGGAGAAACUGUUGAUAAGAGCUUUACUGCAGGAACAAAGACCGCCCGCUACUGCCCGUAGUCAGACUCGUUAUCAAUAUUGGAGAACCGCCAAUAUUCUCACUUUGAACACCACCAGCGAGAGACUGGCCCUCUAAAUCCCAUACUGCGCCCCAAGGCAACCACAGGCAAGAUGGCAGUAAAAGUUACGCCUUACCAAGAGCGCGUCUACGCCCUCCUCGUCCAAAUCCCCUCCGGCCGCAUCACAUCCUACAAAUCCCUCUCCGACGCCCUGAACUCAAGCCCACGCGCUAUCGGGGGUGCAUUGAGGAAUAACCCUUUUGCGCCUGAAGUCCCGUGUCAUAGGUGUAUUGCUUCUACGGGGUUUGUGGGGGGGUUUAUGGGGGGUUGGAAUAAGGCGCCGAGCGGGAUUAAUCAGGAGAAGAAGAUUGAGUUGCUGAGGGGGGAAGGGGUGGAGUUUGAUGAGAAGGGGAUGUUGAUGGAUAAGGGGAGGUGGUGGGAUGGGUUUAAGGUGUGAUGAAGGGCGUUGGGAGGGCUGUACUGUAUAUUAUAACGCGACCAAGGAAAUAGGCCUCUUGAAUACGGCGAGAAUGAAUCAUUAAUAACCC
Messenger RNA from Pseudogymnoascus destructans, 829 nucleotides. RefSeq lists its product as uncharacterized. The coding region runs from base 394 to 738 and encodes 114 amino acids. The transcript is spliced from 3 exons. The record is from RefSeq and is a predicted model, not a curated record. Gene Ontology annotation, molecular function: catalytic activity. NCBI's taxonomy places the organism in Eukaryota, Fungi, Ascomycota, Leotiomycetes, Thelebolales, Thelebolaceae. Gene Ontology annotation, biological process: DNA repair.